Molecule: messenger RNA, 1482 nt
Organism: Alnus glutinosa
Lineage: Eukaryota; Viridiplantae; Streptophyta; Magnoliopsida; Fagales; Betulaceae
Product: thioredoxin-like fold domain-containing protein MRL7L, chloroplastic
Exons: 6
Coding region: 208-1254 (348 amino acids)
Biological process (GO): regulation of DNA-templated transcription; chloroplast organization
Cellular component (GO): chloroplast stroma
Source: RefSeq, a predicted model, not a curated record
CAACAAUAGGGUGGACCACUACAACUCAGGUGAGGACGUCACGUUACUCAACAGUGCGCGCCUCUCGUAGGAGAGCCAAAAGGUCCAACACCCCUUGCCUCUGUUCUCUGGGGUUUAGGCUUUUAGCUCAAGCGAGUUCUUUCCUUGACAACUAGAAAGAAGCUUCAUUCUCAGAAAUUAAAGACUACCCAAUUGUGUGUUGAAGAAAUGGCGCUACAACACACGAUAAGAUUACCUUUAUCAUAUCCACUCUCAGCCCUCAAAGACAGCAAAUUCAGAGUUCCCAAUUCAGUUACCGGUUUAAGCCCACAAUCUAAACAAAGACGACGCAACAGUUGGGUAUCUUCCUCAAGAAUGGAGUGUUUUAGUCUCUCAUCCAACUUUCUAAACUCGCCUUUGCUGGGUCGUGCAAUCAGGACAAGUAGAUUGACAGAGUCUAGAAGUGUAGGGAAACUCGAUAGGGAAGCAUCUAGUGACAGUGAAGAGGAGGAGGAUGAACCUCCUUCAGGGAAGGUGAACGAUCCUUAUCUUAUGGACGCCGAAGAGAGACGUGAAUGGAGGAGCAAAAUUAGAGAAGUGCUUGAUAGAAACCCUGAUGUCGAGGGUGAGGUAGAUCCUGUGGAAAGGAGGAAGAAGAUGGAAAAGCUUAUGGCUGAUUACCCCCUAGUCGUGGAUGAGGAGGAUCCUGACUGGCCUGAAGAUGCUGAUGGGCGGGGAUUCAGCAUGGGUCAGUUCUUUGACAAGAUCACUGUCAAGAACACCAAGAAAGCCGAGGAUGAUAAUUAUGAUAGCGACAAUGAAAUAGUCUGGCAAGAUGAUAAUUAUAUCCGUCCAAUCAAAGACAUAACCACUGUAGAAUGGGAAGAGACUGUGUUCAAGGACAUCAGUCCUUUAAUCGUUCUUGUGCACAAUCGCUAUAAAAGACCAAAGGAAAAUGAAAAAAUACGGGAGGAGCUGGAAAGGGCUGUCCAAAUCAUAUGGAACUGCCGGCUGCCUUCACCAAGAUGUGUUGCAAUUGAUGCUGUUGUCGAGGAUGAAUUGGUUUCUGCGUUACAAGUUUCCGUUUUUCCUGAGAUUAUCUUCACAAAAGCAGGGAAGAUUUUGUACCGUGAGAAAGCAAUUCGAAAUGCAGAUGAGCUGUCAAAAAUAAUGGCAUUCUUUUAUUAUGGGGCAGCCAAGCCACCUUGUUUGAAUAGCAUUGGAGAUGGCCACGAAGCAAUUCCAUCUGUUCCCAUCAAUAGUAAAGUAUCCUGAUAUUAUAGUUGUAGCAUGUAUGAAAAAUGUUCAUUUAAGUGCAAUUUCUAGGGUUAGUGAUGAACUCUUGUUGAUGUGGUCGUUCCACUUACAAAUAUCUUGAGAAUACACUUGUUGUAUGAAAAAAGGCAAGGAAGAUGUAUAGUUACAUUUGAUGUUAUGCAGGUAGGAAUAGCUUGUUAUUUGUUUUCUAAAGAGAAUGAUAUUGAAACGCAUGCGUUUAUUGAA